This is a messenger RNA of Penicillium malachiteum, 1707 nucleotides long. RefSeq lists its product as uncharacterized. NCBI's taxonomy places the organism in Eukaryota, Fungi, Ascomycota, Eurotiomycetes, Eurotiales, Aspergillaceae. The transcript has a single exon. The record is from RefSeq and is a predicted model, not a curated record. The coding region runs from base 1 to 1707 and encodes 568 amino acids.
AUGGCCGCCGAAGCGCCAUAUCGCCUCCCGGCUAAGCUCGAUCUUCAGAGUAUCAAGUCCCUUCUUUCUGCAAAAGCUUCCGCUGUUAAAGAUCAUCUUUGGGCUUUGAGAGAGGAUCCCGAUUACUUCGUCACGGUGCUUCUCGAGACAAAUGACCAUCGCCUGGAAUUCUUGAAAGACUUAGAUGGCAACGAACACCCUGAUCUCCGUCGUGGUCGUCGACAGACUAUCUGGGCCAAUGUGAUCCGCUUUGUUGUCUCUGAAGCAUAUUACACGUUGGAAAUCUUCUCCGGCCUUAGCCUACAAGCAGAAAAGCUAGUGUUGCUCCAGGUCAAGUAUGCGACCAAUAUCUGCCCCUACAAAGACCUCCCGAAAGAAUAUUCAGAUGCAUAUCUCCGAUCUAGGUUCUCCCUCAAUGAAGCAGCCAAUGGAUCAUUGGAAAUGCUCAAGGCUAUAGCCAUAGGCUCCCCGCCCCUGCGGAGGUUCUUCGCUCGAGAGCCACCAUUGGAUCCCGAUUCCCCAAAUAUGAGGGUUGUGCCAAAGACUGGCCUGAAGAAGACAAAGGUUGAAAACCAGCUACUCUAUCUACUGAGCACCCUGUGGGAUAACGGUCAGGAUUUGUUACUCACUGGUCUACCUGUCGUUUUGGAUGAACUAGAACGUCUGAUCCAAUCAGAGAAGCAUGUGCGUGAACUAAUAUCCCCAGUUGUCAUCUCGAUAAUUGGUGAACUGUCUAUUCUCUCGCAGUGUUUGAAUCAGUUGAGCCUUUAUCAACCAUGGGCUCGGGCCCUAGAAAUGACAGGAGUGAAGCAAGAGUCUGACCUGAUAACGGAUUAUAUGAAACGGAAAGAGUUGUGGGUUAGGAUAGUUAACGCGCUUUCGGAAACCACACCUGGUCUCAAAGCGGCUGUAGGCCUUGGUGAGCCGUCCAAUGGCAAAUUCACUUACCCCAUUGAGAAGCCUCGUACUAGGGAAAAUGUCGAUGCUCUGCGUAAAGCUGAAAGCAACCUUGACAUAUUCUGGAUAGCCAUUGAUCGAGUCAUGAUCGCCAAUGCGGGGGACCUGAGUGGUACGGCUUUACACACUCUCCUUUUUCAACCCCGUACUUUACAGCGCACUCCAGAAUGGAUUGUGCCGGAAAAGCCCUUCUCAGCCAUAUCGACAGCAAGCAGACAAAAUGGAGCAGAUCUCCACGCUUUGUACAAACCAUUCUCGCAGCUCUAUUUCGAUUCCCCAACAAAGAAACCCGAAAUUUUGCAGGCCAAGACGAAGGUCAAACCCCGCGGAAAAGAACAACGAAAGCCUGAGUCUGUCGCAGAAAUCGAAGCACUAGAGCAGCCUAACCCUACUGAUCCCCAGCCUACCUUUGCCGUCGAUGCUCGUGCCCUGAAAGUUUUCCGGACUUUGUUCUUCAAUCCUUCUGCAACUUCUACGCCCGGUGAGAUAUCUUGGAAUGACUUUCUACACGCCAUGACAUCGGUUGGCUUCGCGGGCACGAAGCUCUACGGGUCUGCCUGGCAGUUCAAGCCAACUAAACUAGAUGUCGAAGGAAACAUCCAGUUUCAUGAACCACAUCCCAAACCAAAGUUGGCCUUCCGGACUGCUCGGAACUUUGGUCGUCGACUCAAUCGGGCCUAUGGCUGGUUUGGAGGGAUGUUCGUUCUGGAUCAGGGCUCAUCCAACCCUCGAAGAAAGAUUUUGACCUAG